AUGGUGAUUGGAUAUCGCACUGCUGCGGAAGAAGAAGCGGUGAAGAUCAACGAGAAAAACAAACCGUUCAGAGAUCCGGCCUUCGACAACUUGCCAGGUGGUAGUCAGAUCGGAAAUGGCAUUUACUUAGGCUCCGAACCUGCGGGAUGGCGAGGCUCGCCGAUCAAGAAGAAUUGGUACUGCGUAUUCAAAGCAGAUGAAGCCCGCUUCAAUGCAGCCCCCAAACUAUGGAUCCCGCAAUUUUGCACAAGCAAGAGUUGCUUCUGGGGAAGCUCGAAGACCAAGGAGCUCUGGGGUUAUGGCGAGAAAGUGAUCGCCAAGUACAUUGCAAACUUCGGCUUCAGUGCGAGUUCAACACUUCGCUUCUCGUACAUUGAGGGACACGGGCAGAUGCUGCAAAUGGUCAUCCCCACCAAAAUGGCCAAUGAUAACACUCUGGACAUUUACGCCAAGUGCUUUAAGACCAAGGCUGAGUUAAUUGCUUAUGAAGGCCACUCCGUCAACUUCGCGGGCUGGAACAUCAAGGGAGACCGUGGAAGCCCUGGCUAA
Colletotrichum abscissum is the source of this 549-nucleotide messenger RNA. RefSeq lists its product as uncharacterized. The record is from RefSeq and is a predicted model, not a curated record. NCBI's taxonomy places the organism in Eukaryota, Fungi, Ascomycota, Sordariomycetes, Glomerellales, Glomerellaceae. The transcript is spliced from 3 exons. Bases 1 to 549 code for a protein of 182 amino acids.